AUGUAUAAGUGUCCCUCUAGAUGUCAGCCUGCUGAAGAUGUUAGGGGCAAUUGCCCAUUACUUCAGGUCGCAUAUAUUCUUGCUGGACUUGCUAUGAUGCUUAAUAUUAGGCUCUCAUAUAGUUCUGCUCCAUAUGCACUUAUUAGAUUCAGAUUACCUGAGAAUCUAUUUAGUGUAUUUGUAAGGAGAAUGGCCAGUUCUUUGGAACUUUGGUGUCUACCAGGUUUCAUCAUUGUUGACAUAAUGGACCUAGCUGUCAAACUAACAAUCAAAGGCAUAGGCAGCACCGGUGAUAACAGCCUCAAAUCAAAACAACUCAAGUUCAACUCCAUCAUUCUUCUUUCCAUAGUUGCUCAAUGGUUAAAUUUUAUCACAUACGUAAUAUUAUUUUUUGUUUAUUUGGCGGGUGGAGACCAUGGUCGUCUAACUACAUUUUAUUGGACUAUUGCUGUAUCUGGAUUUGUUUUUGGUAUAAGUAAUCCUUUGGUCUAUGCUGUUGACUAUAAUCAUGUACCCAUCUAUAUUGUUGGUGAAAAUUGUUUUCCAGCUCUAACCUCAUUCAUGCACUAUAUUACAUCACUCAUGUUUGGUAACCGAAGGAAAUAUGACAGUGACUUUCUAAUUGUAGGAAUUGACAUUAUUGUAGCAAUACUAAUCUCAUUUGUGGCAGCUAUCGUGUGGACAGUUGCCUAUGGAUUCUGCACAGAUGCUGAUCCUAUGUGCGAAAUUACUUAUACUACUGAGGGAGCUAAUUACACUAUUAAGUUCAAAUAUAAGGGUACUGAGACUGAAAAGACUGGUAAACUUACUACUAAUACCCUUACUGGUACCCAAAUUGGUACUACUCCUACUAAAUGGCAAUAUACUGUUAAGGAUACUACGUCUAAUAUCCGUUACACUUUUACACAUACUAAUGGUACGAUUAAUGCUGGUGAUGCUAUAACUGAACAACCUGUUACUAUUCAGUAUGGUCAUGUAUUUGCUGAAGGAUUCUCUGGUACUAAUGCUAAUCCAUAUAUGAUCGCUCCAUUACUUAUUGUCCUAGUCGGUAUGGGUAUAGUUUACGCUAUUUACCCUGGUAUAGCACCUGGUAUGAUUGUACCAUUCUAUCUAAUUGAUAAGAUUGAAAUGGUACUUCUAAUAGCCACCAUAUUUCCACCGGUAAUAGUUGCCAUCCUAAGGAGGACUGCUGGGUGGAAAGAUCCUAGGUCUCCACUAUGUGAAUGGUCCCCUGAUAAUUCAGGAGGUGAUGGUUCAUUCUGGCAUAUCUUUGAUCUUGUGGUUCCUAUUAUGAUCAUUCUAGCCUAUAUAUUCAUUUAUUCACUACAUUAUAGAGACUCCUCACUAUCUAGGUCUAUCGUUAACCAACCUAAGAUGUCUACAGCCUUGAGUAUUACAUUUUAUAUGUGUCAUGAGAUCUCACUAGCUGUGGGAUUCGCUGGUAUGAUAGGUAAUGCAGCUGAAUGGACAGUGUUAGCUCAAAUGAUAGGUGCAUUCCUUAUGGUCUUCCUAGCUCUUUAUUCAGAGGGAUACAUUAUAGAAUAUAAAAGUCAUGAUCCUGCUCAUUGGCCCACAGAAGGUAUGACUAAAUGGAACGCGUUCUGCUAUUGGUGUAAAAGAGCCAGCAAAAUAACUAAUCAUAAUCUUAGAUCAUUGUUUACAACUGAUUUACGUAGAGAUUUACUUUUAUGUAUUCAAAAGAAUGAGUUAAUUUAA
This is a messenger RNA of Theileria annulata, 1716 nucleotides long. Its product is annotated as Theileria-specific sub-telomeric protein, putative. The transcript has a single exon. The coding region runs from base 1 to 1716 and encodes 571 amino acids. NCBI's taxonomy places the organism in Eukaryota, Apicomplexa, Aconoidasida, Piroplasmida, Theileriidae. The record is from RefSeq and is a predicted model, not a curated record.